Messenger RNA from Cylicostephanus goldi, 834 nucleotides. The record is from the annotation of a GenBank genome assembly. NCBI's taxonomy places the organism in Eukaryota, Metazoa, Nematoda, Chromadorea, Rhabditida, Strongylidae.
AAUGAAAUGGAAGGAAAGAAAGAAGAACUACGUGAAAUGGUAGGACGGCGAUAUCGCGAUGUCUUGGAAGCCUCUAGUGAGGUGCGAAACAUCAGAAAGCUUGCUGAAACCCUUGCUGAAGCUGUUUCCAAUGCUAGAACAACGCAAUCUGUUGUUGAGCCAAGACCUCUUACACGCGAACAGCAAGCUUCUGUGCAGCGUUUUAUUGCAUUGCACAAACUUGUUGCUGUGAUCGGAGAUUCUGAUGGAGAUGCCCUCAGUGAUGCAUUUGCCCUAACAUUGGCUGAACUUCUCCACAAAGAGCUUGCGACAGAGCCGCUCUCGCCAUCGAUGCAUUCGGUUGUUACUGGUCUUACGGGCAGGCUAAUUCGUACUCGUCGCCAGCUUCUUGCUGAUUUGGAGGAAGAGAUCGGCGAGUUGUCGGAGACCGAUUGGGUUGCAAAUCAGUUGACAGCCUUAGCUUUGCUGCAAGGCACAGACUAUGAGAAGCUCCUUGACAUUUAUCUGGAGGGAAGGAAGAAGUUCAUCCAAAACCUGACUUCUGAGUCCAGCUCUUUGCUUACCGUAGUGAAUGAGCUGAAGAAGUCUUUGGUUGUAAUCGAACAACUCUUUUCCCAAGGUGAACUAUUCCGAAUUAUUCAAGCCGCAGCAAGUCCUACAUAUCGACCAGCCCUCAUUGACUCUCUUAUUGGUGACGAAGCGUUUUCAUUUGGUCGUAUGCUUACGGCUGAAGCAGAGAAGGUCACAAGGCAGCUUAGGGAAUCGAAGACGAGCCCAUUGUUACCUCAGAAAAUCAACUCAAAAUGCGCAGAGUGGAUCAGUCGGUAUGUGUAG